AUGGAUGACGUGCAGUGGCAGACCAUCAACAGCGUCAGCGAGGCGGCCUUAUUUAUGUCGAGAGUGUCGAGCCCAGAGCGGGUCGAGCAGGUGACAAAAGAUAAAAAGCGCACUCCGUCGGUUCGUGGUAGUCAAAUUCGUAUAUCGGAAACACCCCACGUAAAACGGAUCGCAGAGAAGUUCUCGAAGUUUAGAAAGAACAACGUUGAGGUCCGCAAGCUUGAGGAGAGGGUGGUUUGCCUGGAGUACGAUAUAUUCGACUUGAACGCGGCUGACCCCGCGGUGCCGACGCAGAAAAUGAGAGCAUUUUUCUCCAUAAAAAUGAAAGAUUUCGGAGGCAACAACAACAAAGAGAACAUACCUUCCAUCCCAUCUAAUGUUAAACGCAACUUCAACUUAGACGACGGAGACCUUCAGAAACUGAACGAGAAAGAGAUAGAAAUCAUAGACAACGAGAUACCUGAAAACAGGUCCAUACUAGAGGACCUCAAGCGAGUGCUGAAACGGAAGAAGGCACUCGAAAACAAAAAGAGACGCGAAACAUUGGACCCCAUGUAUCUGUACGAGAUGGCGAAACGAGAGUUCCCACCUCUCAACUGCGACUAUUCCAACACUAAUCUUUUAUCGAAAGCAGAGCUGCAGGAAAUUAAAGAUUUGAUUUUGAAAAAAUGCGAAUCGAGCGUUUACGGGAUUAAUAGACGAACGGUGAAAUGUAAGGGCGAAAAGAACACUGCGAAGUGUAUGCUGUCGAACAGUUUGAUAAACGAAUUGAUGCGUGAAAUGAGGCUGAAGUAGGAAAAACAAGUGAAAGUUCAUAGUUUUAGUUUU
Molecule: messenger RNA, 828 nt
Organism: Cydia fagiglandana
Lineage: Eukaryota; Metazoa; Arthropoda; Insecta; Lepidoptera; Tortricidae
Exons: 3
Coding region: 1-795 (264 amino acids)
Source: RefSeq, a predicted model, not a curated record